Opisthorchis viverrini is the source of this 1602-nucleotide messenger RNA. RefSeq lists its product as hypothetical. Gene Ontology annotation, biological process: proteolysis. The coding region runs from base 1 to 1563 and encodes 520 amino acids. Lineage: Eukaryota; Metazoa; Platyhelminthes; Trematoda; Opisthorchiida; Opisthorchiidae. Gene Ontology annotation, molecular function: aspartic-type endopeptidase activity; protein binding. The record is from RefSeq and is a predicted model, not a curated record. The transcript has 8 exons.
AUGCGGCUUUCUUUUACACCACUUGACGGGGAUGUCUUUGCUUUGGAUGUUCCAGACGAUACGGUAGUCUCGGGUCUCAAGUUGUUAGUUAGUGUCGAGUGUGGGACUCCAGAAAACAUGUUUAUUUUGAUGAAGGAUGGUCAACCCCUUCCUACUACAGACAAGCAAUUGAAGGAUGUCGGAUUAAAAGAAGAUGACCUUAUCAUCCUUUUUCCUGCUGCUCAACAAUCAAUUCCGCCAGCCUCAAACUCAAGGCCGGGUACCGCUCCAAGUGGGCCACGUUUAGACUUUUCAUCUGUUAGACUUCCUGGCACCGGACCUCCCGUACCAAACAAUGAGGCUGAAACGAUUCGUCAGACUAUUCUGAAUGGACCCCCACAUCUACGUUCUUUGCUAGGUGAACGAAACCCAGAACUUGCAUCCGUGCUUAACGAUCAAGCUUCGUUUGCUCGUGUUUAUGAAGCACAGCGUACACAAGAAACGCGCCGCCGAGAGGAGCUUAAUCUGGUCAUGAACGCCGAUCCACUUGAUCCAACAACUCAGGCUAGAAUUGCUGAACUGAUAAGACACAAGAACAUUGACCAACAUAUGGAGACAGCACUCGAGCACUAUCCCGAAACGUUCGCGCAAGUCUCCAUGUUGUUUGUACAGUGUAAAGUGGGCAAUCACCCUAUCAAGGCAUUUGUGGACUCAGGUGCCCAAAGUACCAUAAUGAGCGAACGUUGUGCUCAACGCUGCAACCUUGAGCCGUGGAUAGACAAGAGAUGGGCCGGUAUGGCCUAUGGAGUGGGAACACAAACUAUCAUCGGACGUGUGCACAAUGGCCAAAUAGAAAUUGGUGGAGCUUUCUUACCGACGUCUUUCAUUGUACUGAAAGAUCAACAGCUGGAUCUCAUGAUCGGUUUGGAUAUGCUCAAGCGUCAUCAGUGCUGUAUUGAUCUGAAUCGAAAUGUUCUCACUCUAGACGCGGGGCGUUUGCAAACACCAUUCUUGCCAGAAUCUGAAAUUCCACUUCAUAUGCGGCAUGCUGAACUAAUGUCCAAUGAUCAAGCUUCCUUGCCGACCCAGCAAAUGCUCGACUUUGAAGCAACCGACAUUCGAUACAAAUGGAGCGCAGAGGAAGUGCCAUUUCUGUUUGUUUUUGAUGAUCCACAUCAAAUUACCAGAUUCAUAAAGGAUCUCCGUAUCAAAGACGUUUUUCGUAUUGUGCUUGAUGCCAUUGCGAUACCACUGACCAACGUUUUAAGGUCACCUGAAACCUAUCCGUUUAUGGAGCUCACGUUUCACGACGUCAAAUACGUUCACAAAUUCCGGGACUAUGUGUUCCAGUUGCCCGACCUUGCGACCAAAAAUAAGGGGACGCUUGUUGCUGGAACAAAAAGCCUGAGGAUCUAUUCGGGUGAGAGAUUGCCGAAUUACAUAGUUGCCACGCAGUGGACCCAUAAAGAGUACUUCGCACAGUACCUUCAGGAUGUGGAAGACCUACUCAACGGAGAACAAUAUGCAUGCACGGUGCGUGUACUUUUCACCGUUACACCGCACUACGCUCCUCCUGAUAUUUAAAGACUUCAAUAUCAGAAGUCAGCAAAAGGUAACACGAGG